Drosophila sechellia is the source of this 2396-nucleotide messenger RNA. RefSeq lists its product as uncharacterized. The transcript has 2 exons. Lineage: Eukaryota; Metazoa; Arthropoda; Insecta; Diptera; Drosophilidae. The coding region runs from base 1008 to 2228 and encodes 406 amino acids. Gene Ontology annotation, molecular function: zinc ion binding; nucleic acid binding. The record is from RefSeq and is a predicted model, not a curated record.
CGUUUUUUAAAUCGAGCUUCGAAAAAACUUUUUUGUUGACUAGCUUGUCUAAAAGGUCAUCGAUAAGCGGUAUCGGAUAAUUGUCUUUAAUUAAAACUUUGUUCAGUUUUCUAAAGUCUAUACAUAGCUGUAUGUCUCCUGUUUUCUUUUUGACUAAAACAAUUGUUGAAGCAUAUUCUGAUUCACUAGGUUGAAUAAUUCCCUCUUUUAAAUAGUCAUCUAAUAGUUUUUGUAAUUUUUCUUUUUCUGAGUAGGCAAGUCUUCUUGGGGCGCAGUUAAAUGGUUUUGACGUUUCUAAACAAAGUUUUAUUUCGCAUUUGACUAAAGGAUCGGUAGGCUUAUUAACGCUUAAGUAGUUGCGUUUAAUAAUCUCCUUUAACUGACUGUUUGACUGGCUUGGUUAUUGUUUUUGCCGCAUAUGAAGUUCAUUUGCUCAUCCUCUAAGUGAUCAAUGCUACAAAUUUCUCUAACAGCUUCUUCAUAACUGGGCACAACCGCAGCAUAAAGUCCGGAAUCCGUCGUGAAGUUGGCUAAAGGCAUAACUGUUUCGAUGACCGUUUUGCUACCUGCUUCGUUAACAGUUUGACUAACUACACUACUCGCUUCGUUGGCUGUUUUACUAACUGUCUUAUUAACUGUUUCAUUAUCCAUUUGACUAACUGUUUCAUCAACCUCUUCGUUAACUGUCUCACUAACUGUUGUAGUAGGCUGCUCCUUCUACCCUCUUCCUUUACUCUUAGUCAUACAUUCCUAGUCAUACAUACCUAAUUAUACAUAGCCAAUCUAGUCAUAAGCUUAUACAUUCAUACACCCAUCCUUACUAUAUACAUACAUACAAAUAUUAUCGAGAAACUCAUCGACUGAUCGACUCGCCACUCUGCAGAGAGCGCGGCAGUCAGUCGCUGUUGAACCAAGCUAGAGUACAGAUCGAAAUAAAAGAGACAAUUGAAAUAGUUAACUUCUGUAAACGGCGGCUAAAAUCUCAGAAGUGGGAUUAAUAAUCCAAAAUGGACGAUAAAAUCAUCCUGAACGAGUUUUCGCUGACAACUCUAAAAGAUUGGCUACGUAUUCUGGGCCAAAAUACGGAGGGCACAAAAGCCGAAUUAAUCGCGAGGCUGCAAGACAUCCCAACGGCAGUUCGGGGCGAUUGUCCACCGGAGCACCCCCAGAAAAACGCUCCACCAAGAAACGAAAUUUUUUCUUCACUGGAUUUCCAGAAUUGUGAAAUUAACACCGAUCACGUAAGUGUGAAUGCGAUGAACAGAAAAGGAUCAACCGAAACUGGCAGUGAGAGGGAGACAAACAUGUUCGAGCUACAGCAACUACGCGCAGAGCUAGCAGAAGCGAAGGCAAUGCUUAACGGAACACGAUCGAGCUUGCAGUUCCAAGAACAACAACAACCAGAGCAAAGCAAGGCUACAGUUAGUUCCGUUAUCCAGACGGCGCAGUUUACGCAGGCUGGCGCCACAAAAGAGAACACAACAUUUCACUCGCCGCAGCGAUCCAACGAGAGAGCGGAGAGCCAGCGUUUUCCAGUUGAUGUUCUCGCUCUCGCCAAAGAGACGAUAACCGAUUACGAUGGGAAAACUUGCGCGCGUGCCUGGAUAACAGUGGUCAAAAAUAUCGCACGCACUUUCAACAUCGAUGACAACCAUUUACGCAUCUUACUCAUCACUAAACUUAAAGGAAACGCGCAAGUCUGGUUACAUGCGCACCCUGCUCGAUUGAUCGAACCAAUUGACAAUUUGCUUGAUCAAUUGUCAUUGACUUUUGGCGAGCAAUCAUCCAAGGCUGAGAUCCGGCGAAAAUUCGAGAGUCGCAAGUGGAAAACCGAGGAGAAUUUCUGCAGUUAUUACGAUGAGAAGAUGGCUCUCUCAAAUGGGAUAAACAUCGACGACGACGAACUACUGGACCAGGUGAUAGCGGGCAUACCGCUGCAAAAUUUCCGUACCCAAGCACGGAUUCAAUGCUUCUCUACUCCAUCGGAGAUGCUACGCGCAUUUUUGAACAUCCGUUUGCCAGCUCGGAGGGAGCCACCUGUACAGCCAACCGACUACAAAGAUACCAUACGAUGCGCAAACUGUAAUUCAAGAGGACACAAAGCUGACAUCUGCAAGAAGCCCAAACGUGAACCAGGUUCGUGCUACGCCUGUGGACAACUUGGACACCUGGUGGCACAAUGUCCCACAAGGAAGAGCGUUUCAACUAAUAAUUAUAAUGCCUCAUAGACUCUGGCAGUCCUAUAUCUAUCAUUAAAAAGUCACUUAUUAACGAGACAAUGAAGUUAGCCCUACUUAAUACUUGCUAUUUUGGUUUAAACAACUGUAUUCUCAAAACACAUGGACAAACCACAUGUUAUGUAUUGAAAGGAUCAAUAAAAAUAUAUUUUCGUUUAA